This is a messenger RNA of Diospyros lotus (date-plum), 1072 nucleotides long. RefSeq names its product protein Dr1 homolog. Bases 377 to 874 code for a protein of 165 amino acids. The transcript is spliced from 6 exons. The record is from RefSeq and is a predicted model, not a curated record. Gene Ontology annotation, molecular function: protein heterodimerization activity. NCBI's taxonomy places the organism in Eukaryota, Viridiplantae, Streptophyta, Magnoliopsida, Ericales, Ebenaceae.
UCAUCAAACACCUGUUCUCGGCCAGACCAGACCUAGAAGACCACUUCUCGCCACCCCAAUACAAAAUCCUUUCAUAUAUAUAGCGAAAACAACAAGCCUCGUCGCAGAUUGCUCCAUACGCCACUGUCAGACAUGUACUCCACGCGCUAGCUAGCAUGGCGUAAGUUCGUGCGUCACAUACACGCGCUAAUGGUGCGCGCGAUGAUCGAGGUCGAUAUACAGAAAUUUUGCCCUAAUCGCCUCCGGACUCGAGCCUACUCUCUCUAUAUUGACGUAGAUCUCUCUGCAAACUCGAUUUGUUGUUGAUUCUCUCAGAUCGGUGGAUUGGUUGCCCGUUCGAUCGCCGGAUUCGCGGUUUUUGGCAUAUCGGUUCGCAAUGGAACCUAUGGACAUCGUCGGUAAAACGAAAGAGGAUGCGUCCCUUCCGAAAGCAACUAUGACGAAGAUCAUAAAGGAGAUGUUGCCCCCAGAUGUUCGUGUCGCAAGAGAUGCUCAGGAUCUCUUAAUUGAGUGUUGUGUUGAGUUCAUAAACCUUAUUUCAUCAGAGUCAAAUGAAGUCUGUAGCAGAGAAGAGAAGAGAACAAUUGCACCGGAACAUGUACUCAAGGCUUUGGAGGUUCUUGGUUUCGGGGAAUACAUCAAAGAGGUUCAUGCUGCAUAUGAACAACACCGGCUCGAGACAAUGCAGGACUCGCUGAAAAGCGGGAAGUGGAGCAACGGUGCCGAAAUGACAGAGGAAGAAGCAUUGGCCGAGCAGCAGAGGAUGUUUGCGGAGGCCCGUGCAAGAAUGAACGGCGGGGUCACCAUCCCAAAACAAGCGGACCCCGAGACCGUGAAUCCCAAACAGUUGGAGACCCAGGAUGAGUGUGAAUAGCUAAGCUUAGGACCCUUUGUUCUCUUUUAGUUGUUUUGAACCAUCCUUGUUAGUCCCCAUUAGUGCUCUAGCUACAGGCAAGAUGCGAGCACCUGACCACCCCUCCCGUGCUUCUCUUCUCCCUUAUUUAUGUACAAAAAGAAAAACCCUAGAUGUUAUUGUAAUUAGUGAGAGUUGUAAAAUUUGCUUCUUCUUUCA